This is a messenger RNA of Malassezia restricta, 303 nucleotides long. RefSeq names its product enhancer of yellow 2 transcription factor. Gene Ontology annotation, molecular function: transcription coactivator activity. Bases 1 to 303 code for a protein of 100 amino acids. Gene Ontology annotation, cellular component: nuclear pore; SAGA complex. NCBI's taxonomy places the organism in Eukaryota, Fungi, Basidiomycota, Malasseziomycetes, Malasseziales, Malasseziaceae. The record is from RefSeq and is a predicted model, not a curated record. The transcript has 3 exons. Gene Ontology annotation, biological process: positive regulation of DNA-templated transcription; mRNA export from nucleus.
AUGUCCGACGAAGGUGGCGAAAGCUGUGAAGAACUUCUCAAUUUGCUUCAUCAACGAAUGAUAUCUACCGGUGAAUGGUCUUCAACAUUGUCUCAAAUGCUUCGAAUGCUUGAAGAGAGCGGCUGGGAAACACAACUGCGGGAACAGGCUGAAAAAGAAGCACGCGCGCAAAAUUCGAUUCAAGUUGGAGCUUUGGUCGAUAAAUUAGGAGGCUACGCUCAUGACACCUUUCCGCGGACUGUGCGUGCGACUAUAUCAGCAAAAAUUCGAGACUACUUGGACCGAAACCUGGAAGAUGCAUAA